Messenger RNA from Morus notabilis, 1282 nucleotides. RefSeq names its product cytochrome b561 and DOMON domain-containing protein At3g07570. The record is from RefSeq and is a predicted model, not a curated record. The transcript is spliced from 4 exons. Bases 103 to 1200 code for a protein of 365 amino acids. NCBI's taxonomy places the organism in Eukaryota, Viridiplantae, Streptophyta, Magnoliopsida, Rosales, Moraceae.
CCCACUACUUGUCCUGUUUCAAACCAUCCAAGGAAGAAUCGCCCCACUACUUUCCCUGUUUUAGACCAGAAGAGAGAGAGAGAAAGAGAGAGAGAGAGAGAGAUGAAGACCAGUUUCAUCAUCUUCAUGACCAUCUCAAGCCUUGCUCUUUCAGCUCUAGUGACUUCACAAACAGACUCGUGCAGCUCCAAUCUGAACCUCAACGGUCUUGUCUCCUUCGACACAACAUCCCUUCACUGCCUCGCAGUUUGGGACGCUCAAGUUUUCAUCCUUAGAUACGCGCAGACGACGAAUGCCAGCGUAUGGAGCUUCGUCCUCUCUGCACCUGGAGACGUGAACUCGUACGUGGCAAUAGGGUUCUCGAGCGACGGUGGAAUGGUGGGGUCGAGCGCGGUCGUCGGAUGGAUCUCCGACGGCGCCGGAGUUAUCAAACAGUAUUACCUCGGCGGAACAUCGUCGAACCGCGUGGAGCCCGACCAAGGGAACUUAAUAUUCGUCCAAAACUCGCCUUCGAUAGUGUCUCAGUCAAACCGUCAGUACUUGGCGUUCCAGUUGGAGACGAGCCAGCCGGCGACGAGGCUUUUGUACUCGGUGGGACCCAGCGGGUUUCUGCCGGUGGCGCCCGAAUACCGGUUGGUGGAGCACCGGAACAAGGUCUCCACCUCUAUAAAUUAUUUUACCGGUCAAAGCGCAUCACAGAAAAAACCACAUGAAAGACUUAGGAAAAGCCAUGGAUUACUGAACACGCUAGGAUGGGGAAUCCUAAUGGUAAUUGGAUCGAUAGUUGCUCGUUACUGCAGGCAGUGGGAUCCUCUUUGGUUCUACGUUCAUAUGGGCAUUCAGUCAUUCGGGUUUUUGCUCGGAGUAAUCGGAGUCUUGUGCGGAUUUCUCUUGGAAAAUCGUAUCGACGCUGAUGUCUCUACCCACAAAGGUCUCGGCAUCUUCAUUCUUGUGCUCGGCUGCCUCCAGGCGAUGGCUCUUUUGGCGCGGCCAAAUACAACGUCUAAAAUUCGGAAGUACUGGAAUUGGUACCAUUACGGCGUGGGGAGGACUCUACUUGUUUUUGCAAUAGCAAAUGUUUUCUAUGGAAUCCAUUUGGGUGAUGGCGGGACGGGAUGGACUGCUGGUUAUGCUGUUGUUCUCUGCAUCUUGUUUGUUACUUCUGCUGUUUUAGAGUAUAGAAUGUGGGUUAGAAACUAAGGUCAUUUUUUCUUCUUUACUACUUUACUACAUUUCUGUGUGGUAUGUGUUAAAUUUGGUUUCUAUAAUUGGAUUUUUUUUU